Molecule: messenger RNA, 4257 nt
Organism: Epinephelus moara (kelp grouper)
Lineage: Eukaryota; Metazoa; Chordata; Actinopteri; Perciformes; Serranidae
Product: phosphatase and actin regulator 1-like
Exons: 12
Coding region: 74-1846 (590 amino acids)
Biological process (GO): stress fiber assembly; cell motility
Molecular function (GO): actin binding
Source: RefSeq, a predicted model, not a curated record
CCCCCCCCACACACACACACACACACACACACCGUCGUUAACACAGCGCACCGCUCCGUUUUCUCGUCUCCAAAUGUUCAAGACGGCCAAUUACCCGACGGUGGAUCCAGCGCCCACCAUCAUGCACGGCACUUGGCUUUCCACGGGGUGCCGAGAAACGCCAGUAGCGGUGGAGAAACCUAAGAAAAAGGCGUUCAGCCUGGUCAAAAUAAUGUCUCUCAGCAACAAGAAAGGGCACGGCCAGCAUCCGCACCACAACAACAACAUGCCCUUUACGAUCCACUGUCACAUCGGGAAAGAGAUAAAGCACAUUUGCAGCAAUUGCAGCCGCGGGAACGACACACAGGACGCUGAGGAAGUAGAGAGGCUGGCCGCCAUGCGUUCUGAGUCCUUGGUCUCCGGCACCCACACUCCACCCAUCCGUCGUCGGAGCAAGUUUGCCACUCUGGGGCGCCUCCUCAAGCCCUGGAAAUGGAGGAAGAAAAAGAGUGAGAAGUUCAAGCAGACCUCUGCUGCUUUGGAGAGGAAGAUGUCAAUGCGACAGAGCAGAGAUGAGCUGAUCAAGAGAGGAGUGCUGAAAGAGAUCUUUGAAAAAGCAACCGUUGAGUUCCGAUCCUCGAUGGACGGCGGGGGCUGCACUCAGGAGCAGUCUAUUAAGUCAUCUAUGGUCCUGCCCACCAAGAAAUCUGUCACCUACUCUAGUGACCUUCAGGAUACCCCCGCCAAGCCGCCGCUGUACCACAAACAGCCUCCUGCUCUCCCUCCAAAGCCUUUCUCUAGGAUCCCAAACCAUAGCACAGAUUCUUGCCAGCCAAUGAAGUUGCCCUGUAUGCCCGGGGGAAAGCACUCUCCACCUCUGCCUCCCAAGAAAGUGAUGAUAUGUGUGCCUCCAGGGGGUCUGGACUCAAACUCCCCGUCUCCGUCCCCCAAUCCCCUCUGCAGUCUCCCCCAAAAGUGUGCCCCUCCCCAGGGCAUGCCCGUCCACCACGGCACUCUGCUGCCCUCUCAGCUCGCCGCUCUAUCCAGUCUUCACCAGAGCCACGGUCACCCGCUCCAGCUUCAGUAUGGCAGCUUGCAUGCGCCCAGCCGCAUCAUCGAGGAGCUCAAUAAAACCCUGGCGCUCUCCAUGCAGAGGUUUGAAAGCUCCGCAUUGCACAGCGCCAGUCAGUGUGCUCCCCUGGACAGGAGAGAAGUGCCGUCUGUGAUCAUCGACUAUGAGGACGACAAGGAGAACAUGCCCAAUGAGUCCGAUUACGAAGAUCUCCCCAGCAUGUAUAAGGACGAGGACGACGAUGUGGAUGAUGACGAUGACGACGACGAUGAUGACAUAUUUACAAGUACCCUGGCUCAGAAGGUGCUGAGGAAAGACUCUCUGGCCAUCAAGCUGAGUAACCGUCCAUCCAAAAGAGAGCUGGAGGAGAAAAACAUCCUGCCCAUGCAGACAGAUGAGGAGAGACUGGAGUCUAGGCAGCAGAUAGGCACCAAACUCACAAGGCGCUUGAGUCAGAGACCCACUGCGGAGGAGCUGGAACAGAGGAACAUCCUCAAACCUCGCAAUGAGCAAGAGGAAAUGGAGGAGAAGAGGGAGAUCAAGCGAAGGCUAACACGAAAGCUGAGCCAGAGGCCCACUGUAGAGGAGCUGAGACAGGCCAAAAUCCUCAUCCGAUUCAGUGACUACGUGGAGGUGUCAGAUGCCCAGGACUACGACAGGCGGGCAGAUAAGCCCUGGACCCGGCUCACAGCAGCUGACAAGGCAGCUAUACGGAAGGAACUCAACGAUUUCAAGAGCAACGAGAUGGAAGUGCACGAGUCAAGUCGCCAUUUAACCAGGUUUCACAGACCAUAGUAGACCACCACUGUCUUGAGCAGUGCCGGACCGGCGCUCUCCUCCACUGAGAACCUUAAGUGCUGGACAGUAAAAUGGUGCCCGUUUCUACAAUAAGGCCAUGUCUUCUGAAAUGCCUUUUCAAGACCCACACAACUGAGUCGGUACUACGCUCCAAGAUGUAGACACCCACUACUCCAUCCACUGUAGUAGCACAUAAUGACUCCAGUUGAUUCACAUCGCCCCUCUAUGGAAUUUGCUCGACUGUCUCUUUAACAUCUCCGCUGAGCUCUCAGGCAGGCGCUCAGUUCUGUGGCGAUUGGACAGCGGGAGAGUUUUUGUUUGCAAUUGAACAACACUUUCGACAACUACCGAGGGCGACCGUACCUUGGUUCAUCAAUAACACCAGUGGACUUGUCUCAGUGGACAUGUUUUUAUCCCUCUUCUUUAUUCUGUUCUCACUCUGGACUCCUCUAGUUGCGGACAGCUCUGUGCGAGGACGCAGGGUUGUUAGUUCUGAGCUCUCGACAUCAGCAGGAGAUCCAUCUUUACUGCACCUGCUGGGACUUUGGAAACGGCUUAGAAAGACACAGACGGGGAGGGAGGGGUCCAGCAUUAGAAUUAUGUGCAAUAUUUCUUUUCUUCUGCUUUUCCAAGGCUAUAGCACCCCCUAGAGUCCCCUCUGUGUCAUUACUAUGUAGUCCUGACUUCUGUUCUUCCCUCAUAUGUGCAAUUCUCACUGUACCGACAAUGUUGACAUCUAAUUGCUAACUGUGAAUUUGAGAGUUUGGGAAAUGCCCGCGCUCUCUCCAAAUGUACAUUUUGUUUAUACUGAAGAAGGAAAGUUACAUUUAAAGACGACUCUUGCUUGACCAAGUUUCAUUCAUGUCACAAUCUUAUAAAUUUAAUGUAAAAAUUGCAGCUGGCAGAUAUACUCUGGUUCCAGUGUGUGCAACAGUUAUCUGUUUUCUAUUAUUUUUGUUAGAUUUUAAUUGUUUUUGAUAGAGGCACUUGGAUCAUAAAUGAUUAAUUCACAUGUUCCUACAUGUCCAAGCUCUUUGGAUUCGACACAGAACGCCAAGAGCCGGCCCACCACGUCGUUAUCCCUUACAUUUUUUUCUUUUUGCAGCAGUGUGUUUAAUGAUCUUUGCUCAUAAUGUGCAUUGUAUUAUACACUUUACUUUUCUACUCGUGACAUUAUAAGCUUUUGACCAAGCAAUAUCUGUUGUUUGUAGACAAAAGGUUAAACUACAGGUGUAAUCCCCACCAUUUUUUUACUGUGCUUAUACACUACGCCUCACUUCAGGGUUUUAUUUUUUCUUUUAUACUUUUACUUUGGAAAGGCUUUAUUCAGGAGGACUUUGUUCCUGAUUAUUUUAUUUUUUUUCCUCAACUGAGCCACCAAAAACAUCUGCCUCUUCAACAGCUCACAACACAUUCGGACAAGAUUUGAUUCAGUCUCAAAUCUACAAUUGAAGUGCAGGUAUUAGUGAAUUCAUUAGAGUAAGGAUUUUUAAAUUUUUAUUGCAGAAAUUCUUUGCACUGUUAAGAGUUUGGCUUUACAAUGGUCACUGUUUUAAGGUCAGGGCCCAAGUGUGUAAAAUAUUGUUGGAUAUCUGAUCUGUGACCAUUUUUGUCUCUUCACUUUAACGGUCUUGUUACCUGAUCACUGAUCCUACACCAGUAUUCCGAUGCUCAUAAGCUUUAUGUACACAGAAUAUUUUUAUUAUUUUUUACUGUAUUACUUUUAAAGUUGCAAUAUGAAAUUCUUGUCAGAUGAAGAGACGUAGUGGAGGUGACAGGCUGUUGGCCGCCUACUAUAAUGCAUCUGUCUGCAAAGGAAAAGUGUGUUCUCACCUUAUUUUGCAAGGCCUCCAUCGGUGAGGGAUAGAUGACCCAAUAAAACCUGGGAACUGGGAACAUAGAGAAUUGUUUUGCACUUUAUGGUUUUUUUGUUAAAUAUCAACAGGGGUUUGGUUAGAGUUUGGAGCAGUUUCUCCUCAGAAUCAGGACACCGGUCACAAUGCUCCUUUUUUAAAAUCCAAAUUUCAUUGGGUCAUCUAAUCUCCGAGGCUUUGAGAGAUGAGGUACUUUCUGUGUUAGAACCAGCUUCUGUAUGAUUCCAGCAUCAUGCCAUUAUUUGAAAUUUCCCAUCCAUAGGUUCAGUACAGUAGAGCAUAAGUAGGAAUGAAUCACUCAAAUUACGCUCCAGUUCUCAUUUCAGCUCUAAGAAACAAACCUGAGCCACCGGGCUGAGCAUGAGGUUUUCCAUUUUGCUGGAAUCAAGGAACAUGAAUUCAGCAAUAAUCUGUUUCCUUUCACAUGUCGGUGGAGCAACUGAACGAAUUUGAAAGUGUUCCUUUUUUUCAUUUUUGAAAUACAGAAUACCAUGUAAAGGAUACAUCAUGCCAAUUAAAAUCCAUUUCUGAAUG